Mollisia scopiformis is the source of this 1257-nucleotide messenger RNA. Its product is annotated as Metallo-hydrolase/oxidoreductase. The record is from RefSeq and is a predicted model, not a curated record. NCBI's taxonomy places the organism in Eukaryota, Fungi, Ascomycota, Leotiomycetes, Helotiales, Mollisiaceae. The transcript has a single exon. The coding region runs from base 307 to 1257 and encodes 316 amino acids.
CCCUCAGUAAGUGACCCCAGCAUGGACUUGUACUCGCAACCUGCAUUCGAUGUCAAGGCAAUCUUUUCGUGGCUGUCUGGUUAACGUUUUGCGGCCGAUGGAAAGAUUAAUGAACAUGCACGAGUACAGUACCUAGGUAUGUAUGAUCGUGACAAAGCUCAAGAUCCGGACGGUAGGUAGGCAUCAGGUUUCGUCGCAAUCCUCCAGUGAGAGUAUAUAAUAUGAUAUGAGUGUUGAGAUUUGGAGAACAGCUCAAGCAAUAUCAGAAAAGUCUUCAUUGGAUCUCAUUGUAACCGCCUUUUCAAUAUGCAUAUUCCAACCCUUCUCACUCUCCUCGCCAUUCCCCUCGCUCUCUCUUCACCUCUCGACCCACGAGAUCCUCAAACUCAACCAACACUCAAAUGGACAACCUACCUCCAACCAGCUCUCCCAGUAUAUGAUCCUCCAAACAACUACAGCUUCUCCCCCACCACUCUAACCCUCAUAUCCGGCUCCACCGAAGCAAUCCUAAUCGACACCCCUCUCUCCAACGUCUCAGCCCUCACCGUCUCCUCCUGGCUCACCUCCCAACUAUCCCCCAACAACCUCACCCUAAAAUACAUCUACAUCACCCACGGCCACGGCGACCACUUCUUCGGCGCCCCCGUCAUUCUCUCCCACUUCCCAUCCGCAACCCUAAUCGCCACCGCCGGCACCAUUGCCCACGCCCUCGAACAACUCGAACCCUCCCAAUUCGACACUUUCUGGGGCCCUCUCUUCCCCGGCCAAAUCGCCCCGCAAACACAGACCUGGACUGCGCUGCCGGAAAACGGACUCUUUGAUCUCGACGGGUUCCCGAUGCAGGCCGUCGAGGUCGGACAGACGGAUACGUACAAUAGCACCGUGCUCCACGUCCCGAGUCUGAACAUGGUAGUUGCGGGCGAUGCUGUGUACGGGUCUUGUUUCCAGUACCUGCAAGAGACGAGCACGCCGGCGUUGCGGGCGGAGUGGUUGAAAGCUCUCGUCAAGAUUGAGGGGUUGGAGCCAGAAAUUGUGAUUCCGGCGCAUAGGCAGGAGUGGGAUGGGUUUGGGGUGGAGAAUUUGGCGAGGACGAGGGAGUAUUUGAGGGGGUGGGAGGUGGAGGUUUUGGAUACGGUGGCGGUGGGGAGGGGGAAGGAGGAGUUGAAGAGGAGGGUGGGCAGCGUGUUUCCGGAGAGGGUGGGGGAUUAUAUUUUUGAGAUUAGUGCUGAGGCUGCGUUUGGGAAUGGGACAGCUUAG